Molecule: messenger RNA, 3914 nt
Organism: Larimichthys crocea (large yellow croaker)
Lineage: Eukaryota; Metazoa; Chordata; Actinopteri; Sciaenidae
Gene: tox
Product: thymocyte selection-associated high mobility group box
Exons: 10
Coding region: 610-2442 (610 amino acids)
Biological process (GO): regulation of transcription by RNA polymerase II; leukocyte differentiation
Cellular component (GO): nucleus
Molecular function (GO): chromatin DNA binding
Source: RefSeq, a predicted model, not a curated record
GGAGCUCUUUGUAUGACUGGUCCGCGAGGUACCACAGCAUCGAGCACACGCGCGGCAGCAGCAGCAGCAGCAGCAGCAGCACCAGCGGACGACCAGAGAGACACAGAGUCCCAACCAGGGACAGACAGGGUCCACAACAGCGUCCCCCUGUCCCAGACACACGGCGGCACGGGACACACACACGACGUUAAACGGAGGGAAAACGACGCUCCUUAACGUGCAGCAUUGACCGUGAAGGUUUGUUUUAAAGUCAGGUAUUAAAAGAAGUUGGUUUACUGGGAAGUUUAGUGGCAGCAGCAGUUCUUGGAGCCUGAAAGCCGGUGUGGAGAGAGGAGAGCAGCGACCUAAACUUCACCGACUCCCAUACACUUGUUUUAGGCACAUUUCGCCGACUUAUCUGCUUGAAACGUGCAUUUAUUUCCCCCCAACAGAAGCUUGUUUUAUUGGACCGUGGUUGUUUCUCUGUUUGGUCACUCAGGGACUCGCCAUAAAAAAAAAAAACCUCCCAAGUUUGUGGAAGGUUAUCUCUGCGGUUUCUCACAUACACAGCCGUGAAGAGAAGAAAGGAAGUCGAAGAGGAGAGACGGAGAAGUGGAUGUAUUUUGAGCCAUGGAUGUAACCGUUUACCCGCCUCCUCCUCAGCCGCUGGCCGCGCCAGACCACACCAGGCUGGGGCAGCUCUCCUACCCUGACCCGGCCUUUGGGACCAACAAGCUGGAUGGGGACACCAUGUUCCUGGGUAUGCCAGAGACAGGCCUUGACUUCCCCUCAACCAAUCAGUUCCGUGUGCCACAGCCCCCUCACCCUCUGAACAAGGUGACGCCACCCAACCCGCCCUCACACCACUGGAGGAGGGACACGCACAUGGCCGACACACACCGUCUGCCUUGGUCAUACUCAGUGGGAGGGCUGGGCGAUGAGGACUUCAACAUCCCGCCCAUCACUCCCCCCACCCUGCCAGACCACAUGCUGCCCCCUCAUCUCCCCCACGAUGCCCCCUCUGGACCGUACCACCCUCUGAACCCCCCCUCUAACUCGGCUCAACACCACCCGUACCAGCUGCAGGGCAUGGAUAUGCCUGGCAUGCCCGGAAGCCAAGAUGGAGCCGCUAUGUUGAACCAAGAUGGUGGCACGUUCAGCCCGAAUGGCGGCCCGAUGACCAGCACUCUGUCUGUGAUGCAGCAGAUGGUCAACUCAGAUUCCCGGUUCACCAGCAGCCAACAGCCAAUCGAGGCAGCGCUUGGACCCAGGAGCCAAUCGGGCAUGAGCCAGCAGAGUCAGUUGUCCACCAUCAACCAAUCCCAGCUGGGGCUGAGCAGGAACUCUGUUACCCAUAAUUCUCCUUCACCUCCUGGAAGUAAAUCUGCCACACCAUCUCCCUCCAGUUCAGCACACGAGGAUGAGAAUGAUGAUGGACUCAGGCUGGGCAGUGGAGCAGAGAAGAGGCCGGCCACAGUGGACAUCUCCAAGAAACCCAAAACACCAAAGAAGAAGAAGCGAAAGGACCCCAAUGAGCCAGUGAAGCCAGUGUCCGCCUACGCUUUGUUCUUCAGGGACACCCAAGCCAACAUCAAGGCCCAGAACCCCAACGCCACCUUUGGGGAGGUGUCAAAGAUCGUGGCCUCCAUGUGGGAUGGCCUGGGUGAGGAACAGAAACAGGUGUACAAGAAAAGGACGGAGACGGCUAAGAAGGAGUAUCUGAAACAACUGGCUGCCUACAGGGCUAGUCUGGUCUCACAGAGUUACAACGAUCCAUCUGAAAUGAAGCCGCCUCACUCCUCCUCCUCGUCUUCAUCUUCUUCUACCUCAAUGUUUACACACAAACCUUCGGUUUACCCGGGGCACCCAGUUCAACACCCUUCCUCCAGCUCCCUCGCCCACCCUCACUCCCUCCCUCCCCCUCAGCACCCGGGCAUGUACAUGUCAUACCCUCACUCGUCACACCCUUCCCACGCCUCGAGCCCAGGCCUCAGCCCCCACCUGCCCCCUCCUCCUCCUCACACCCAGAUCCACCCCCAGCUCCACACCCUGUCCUCCAGAGGGACAGUGCCGCGGCCCAGCGUCCCCCACCAGGGAGCUCUGUCCCUCGGUGGCAUGACGGCGGCAUCCACCCCUCCUCCUCUGCAGGUCAGCCCUCCUCUCCACAGCCAGGCUCACCUGGGGGGGCUGCACAGUCCACACCAGCAGCACCAGCAGCUCAGUGGACACUCACUGGGGAUGACACACUCACCUGCCAUCACACAGGGCUACCCCCCCUCCAUCCAGUCUGACUACCAGCCAAUAGGAGGAGGUAUGCUUAAUGGUGGAGCAGUGAUGUCACCAUCAAUGGACUACCACCAGAUGGGUCGACACACACCAAACCACCAUCCCUCUCUGGAUUGGAGCACUGAUUACCAUGGCAACGGAGGUCUUCAGAGAGACAAACAUCUCUAUCUGAGCUAAUCUCAGGACAAAGUCACACCAAACUUCAACCAAGCCCUUCUACUGCCACACCAUGGAACCUCUAGCCUCAUCUCUACACGCGCCCAGGCCAGCCUACUGCACCCACAGUCCCCCACCCACCCCCACCCCCCAAGGAAUUUGAACCAAACUCGAGUUCAGCACUUCAAACAAACGCCCAAAGCAGUAGAAUAACGGGACAUUUCUGUGUAUUACUAACACGUCUCUUUGAAGGGACAGCAGGACAGUGUUCAGAACAGGAAGAAGGAAUUGUUUCUUCCAGCUCCUGCAUGUCUCUCAGCUUGUCUGGACGUCUGUAUUUUUUUUGUACUGAUCAUUUACAGCAUGAGACAUGCUAUGAUUUGAAAAAAACUGUAUAUCAGCGAGGAGAGGUGGACAGGUCCUCUGCUGUGAACAUGAUGAUAGGUGUAAAUACUCCAGCCUCCCUCAGAAAGGGAGAUUCUGUCUAGUUUCCUGUCUGCCCUGAAGCGUUCACAUCUAGUUCCUCAUUUUGUAAAGAUGGUGUUUACCGUCGGCUGCAAAAGGCUCUGCAGAGCGACUGUACAUUGCUGUAACAUAAAUGUUUGAGCUGUCCAUUUAAAGCCAGUUGAUUUUGUUUAUUUUUUUUGACCUCGUAGUUGCUGAAUCCUUCUACAGCCAAAGUCAAGAGAACACAGCACACAAACUAAGGAUUGAUAACCAAAUACUUGUUUCUCUGCUGGUUCUUUAAUUACGUGAAUAUAAGGCUUCAGUUUGAUGCAGCGUGGACUGAAGUCCCUCACACUGUCUUUAGAGACAGAAAACGUAUUGUGAUAAAUAAUGGCUGAAUCGCAGCUGAAGACAAACAAGAGAAAGAGGUGAGGCAGCGUUGCCUUUUUAACCAGACGCCGCCCGCCUGUGAAUAAUUGCGUACGAUUAAAGAAGUUUCAUUGUUCUCCGGCAGAGAGGCUCAGAUCUGCAGGGUAGAAAAUUCAAUGUAUUUUAGUCCUUGAAAUAAUGAAAUGUCAAACAAUUCUUUGUUGGAAAAAAAAGAAGAAAUGAAAAUAGUCCUUUGUACGAUGACAGCUCCUCCUCCUGGCAUAUGUCUGUUGAUAAUAUUGAUUUGGAUCCAAGCUGAGUGUGUGUGUGCGAGUGUGUGAAGUGUUAAUGAGAAGGCAGAGUGGUUGAUUGGGUUGCAUGGUCUCUUUUGUCAUCUCUAUUUCUCUGUGCACAGAGGCUAUUUAAGAAACUAUAACUGUUGCUGGGUUGGCUGUUUUAAUGUUGUUUUUUAAUCAAGUUUUGUUUUAGUGUUAAUGAUGAUGAUGAUGAUGAGAGACACGUAUCUCUCGCUCUGUAUCUCUUUGUAUUAAUGUGUUUUUUGGCAGAUGAAAGGACUCUGGGCAACAACAACCAUGAAGAUUUUCUUAUUUUUAGAUUCUAAUAAUGUGUUUGAGAAUAAAGUCAGAGCUGCAUUGAUGUGCAGUCAUUACUCCAAA